AUGUUGAAGCGGCAAGAUUGGCAGUUUGUGCACGGCAAGGAGGGUGGCGACUCAGGCAGCGAGACCAGCGACGACUCGGAUCGUGACGACGACGUAUCUUCCGAGGACGGCAGCCCAGGCCCUGGGGCCGCCGCUUCAAAGCGUCCGCGGGCGUCUGCAGCCCCUCGUGUGAAGCCGGCGCCGGCAAAGCGGGCAAAGCGGGCAGAGCAGUCAGUGGCGGGGGGCAGAAAAGACGACAGCUCGGAUGGGGGUGAGCAGAGCGGCGAGGGCAGCAGCGGCAGCGGGGACGAUGACGACGAUUUGGUGGGCAACGGCGGCCCCAGCGGCUCGGACGUCGGCGCUGUCUCGGAUGGCGGCGGCGGCGGCGGCGGCGAUGAUCGCGGCGGCAGCAGCAGCGGCGACGGGGAUGGGAGCGACGAGGAGGGCGGGGAGCUGCGCGUGGAGGAGCUAAUACGCAACUGGGAGGCGGCGCCCUUGCAAGAGGCCGUCAGGGGAGUGGCCCUGCGGUGCGUCGCCUGCAAGGCGCUGCUCAUCAACGCCCAGGGGUACCGUGCCCACGCCCAGUCCAAGGUGUGCGCCGCCAGCGGGGGCGCGCCGCCGCGGGACCCGCCCGCUCCCGCGCCCACGCAGGUGCACAAGCACAUAGGCGCCAUGAGGAGCUGGCCCGAGCAUCUGGGGCCCGCCAUCGUGUUUGCCACCGACGCGGCGAAGGGGGAAGAGACCGGGGAGACGCACGGGGAGCGCCUGGCGCGGCUGCGGCGGCAGGCGGAGCUCGACGCUCAGGACGCGGCCGGCGGCAGCGAGGGCGGCGGCGCGGCAGGCGGGAAGAAGGCUAAGGGCAAGGGGCGGCGCAAGGAGGGGGACAAGCCUGCGCGCAAGCGGCCGGGCAAGCGUCAGCGGGAAGCUCUAAAGGCAGAUCCGCCUGCGGGCGCCGCCGCUGCGCAAGGCGCCAAGCGCGGCGGCAAGAAGGGCGGGCCCCGCGGCGGCAACAAGGCUGGUCCCGAGGGAGCUGAGGGCGGAGAGGCAGCGCCCAAGCGCAAGCGUCCGGGGAAGCAGGCACGGGCGGAGCGCAGGGCGGCAGCGGGAGGCGGCGGCGGCGGCGGCGGCGGCGGCGGCGGCGGCGGCGGCGGCACGGCGACGACACCUGCUGUCGAGGCCCCGGCGCAGCCGGCUGCAGGGCCGGCUGUGGCGGCGGGCGGCAAACAGGCAGCUGGGGGCAAGGGGCGCACCGGGGCACGCCGCUCGGCUUAG
Monoraphidium neglectum is the source of this 1251-nucleotide messenger RNA. RefSeq lists its product as hypothetical. Lineage: Eukaryota; Viridiplantae; Chlorophyta; Chlorophyceae; Sphaeropleales; Selenastraceae. The coding region runs from base 1 to 1251 and encodes 416 amino acids. The transcript is spliced from 6 exons. The record is from RefSeq and is a predicted model, not a curated record.